Molecule: messenger RNA, 1168 nt
Organism: Chroicocephalus ridibundus (black-headed gull)
Lineage: Eukaryota; Metazoa; Chordata; Aves; Charadriiformes; Laridae
Gene: RFXANK
Product: regulatory factor X associated ankyrin containing protein
Exons: 10
Coding region: 153-1019 (288 amino acids)
Biological process (GO): regulation of transcription by RNA polymerase II
Cellular component (GO): nucleus
Molecular function (GO): protein binding
Source: RefSeq, a predicted model, not a curated record
CCUCGUCCGGCCUCCAUGCCGUCACCGGGCAGGUGGAGCUGGACCGGGGGCCCCCACGGUGCCCCCCAGCCCGGCUGGGCCCCACCAGGCCGGAGGAAGGGGAAGUGCUGGCACGGGGGGGGGCCUGCGCCGGAGGAUGCCGCGGCUGCCCCAUGGAAGGUGAAGAAGGUGGCCCUCGUCUUGUGGAGACCCCCCCGAACACCAGGGAUGCCCAGGAGCUCCGGAAAAAGGGUGAGAAAGGAGCCAAGGGAGCAUCAGCCGCAGAGGAGCUGUCUGGGACCGGGGACACGGGGGACAGUGGUGCCCCCCCGGGGCAUCUGCAGCCGGAGCAGGACAUGCCACACUUGGAGCAUGGGGACGGUGGAACAGACGCUCUCCCGAAGCCCUCGGCUGCCUCGAUGGACAAGCAGAGGAGCACCGAGCUCUCGGCCCUCGACAGCUUCCCCCUGAAGCACUCGAACACGCUGACGAACAGGCAGCGAGGCAACGAGGUCUCAGCCCUGCCAGCCACGCUGGACACGUUGUCCAUCCACCAGCUUGCUGCCCAAGGAGAGCUCAGCCAGCUGAAAGAGCACCUUCGGAAAGGGGAGAACUUGGUAAAUAAACCCGAUGAGAGAGGUUUCACGCCGCUGAUCUGGGCUGCGGCCUUCGGAGAGAUCGAAACGGUCCGUCACCUUCUGGAAUGGGGCGCUGACCCCCACGCGCUGGCGAAGGAGCGGGAGAGCGCCCUGUCCCUGGCCAGCAUGGGCGGCUACACCGACAUCGUCAUCAUGCUGCUGGAGAGGAACGUGGACAUCAACAUCUACGACUGGAACGGCGGCACUCCUCUGCUCUACGCCGUGCGUGGCAAUCACGUCAAGUGUGUCGAGGCCCUACUAGCUCGCGGCGCCGACCUGACGACGGAGGCAGAUUCUGGCUACACCCCGAUGGACCUGGCCGUGGCCCUGGGACACAAGAAAGUCCAACAGGUUAUCGAAAAUCACAUCCUCAAGCUAUUUCUGAAAAAGGAGGCGGAGUGACGGGGCGGCUUGUUCUGCGCUGCUGCAGCACCAGCGCGUCUCCUGGCCGACGCAGGGCUCUCCUCUGGGACCAACGCCGGCCCGAAACGGGCAGCGGUGCGAUGCCUCAAGCAAGGAGCACGGGGAGGAGAAUGGGAACUGCCUGCCCU